UGUCCACAGACCAGUCUGCACUCUAGCAAACCCUCCCACUUCAAGCAGCACCAGCACGGCCCCACGAUUCUUCCUUCUGUCUCCAUUUUCACACCGGGUGCCUACUCCAGGCAUGGCUGACGGCUGUACCCAGUCAUGGCACUGCGACAUUACACCCUCGACUUCAAUCUCUCAGCGCCAGAUAUGUCCCUCCCCUUUUCUGUUUAGUGGACUGUCCUAUGACUGUGCAUGGGCUGCAGUCUAUAUUUCAAGAGCAGGAAAUGACAGAGACUGUCCAUGACACUGAGGGACAUGGAUACCUUGCUACCUUCAUUGGCAAGAAUGGCAGGUUGGUUAUUCUGCGUGUGCCCGUCCAUGGUCUGCUUACCAUUGAUCUGCAGUGUUGUGAAGGAGAUAACAUUGUACAAGUAGAGAAUCUUUUGAAUGCACUGGAAAAGAAGCUGAGAAGUCUCCUACAUGGAAACAUUAAGAGGGUCAAGAGGCUCCCAGCUCUGAUACGAGGUGCAGCUGUUGAUCGAUACUGGCCCACAGCUGACGGCAGACUGGUGGAGUAUGACAUAGAUCGGGUUGUAUACGAUGAGGACUCUGCAUACCAGAACAUAAAGAUCAUGCACUCACAGCAGUUUGGCAAUAUCCUGAUCCUCAAUGGGGAUGUUAAUUUGUCAGAGAGUGACCUACCCUACACCCAAGCCAUCAUGGGCAGAGGGAAAGAGAACUAUGCAGGGAAGGAAGUGCUGAUCUUAGGAGGCGGUGAUGGAGGAAUCCUUUCAGAGGCCGUCAAACUCAAGCCAAAGAUGAUCACCAUGGUAGAGAUCGACCAAAUGGUGAUUGAUGGGUGUAGAACGCACAUGAGGAAGACAUGUGGAAGUGUUCUGGACAACCUGAAGGGAGAAUGUUACCAGGUGUUGGUAGAGGACUGCGUUCCUGUUCUGAAAAAGUAUGUUGAGGAAGGGAAGACGUUUGAUUACGUCAUCAAUGACCUCACAGCGGUCCCCAUCUCCACAGCGCCAGAGGAGGACUCUACAUGGGAGUUCCUACAGCUUAUCUUGGAUCUCUCAAUCAAAGUACUGCGUCCUACUGGGAAGUACUUCACACAGGGUAACUGUGCGAAUCUGACUGAGGCACUGGCUCUUUAUGAGGAGCAGCUGGGAAGGCUCUCGUGUCCUGUAGACUUCUCCAAGGAGGUGGUGUGUGUGCCCUCUUAUAUGGAACUGUGGGUUUUCUAUACCGUUUGGAAGAAGUAAAGAGCUCCCUCGGUCCCCUCCGUAUGCUGCCUGCCAGAAUGUGAAAACUGCCCCCCCCUCCAUGAUCCGCUGUUGCACUGAGGGGAGAGAUGACCCCCCCAUCUCUACUCACACUGUUUUGUUAUCCUUCCAUGUCCAACUCUCUCUUAAACCCUUUUUACAUGUUAGUUGUAUUAUUUUAUGUCCAAACUUACAAGAGAUUGUAUUUCUGUUAGCUGGAUAUUUUGAGUUGGGCUGUUGUUUUUGCAUGUGCCCUCCAAGGAGAGCUGUGGGGCUGCUACCACUGGUCUAGGGUUUAGACUUCUCUGACUAUAGCCUGGUCCCAGACCUGUCUGGGUUUAGACUUCUCUGAUUAUAGCCUGGUCCCAGACCUGUCUGGGUUUAGACUUCUCUGACUAUAGCCUGGUCCCAGACCUGUCUGGGUUUAGACUUCUCUGACUAUAGCCUGGUCCCAGACCUGUCUGGGUUUAGACUUCUCUGAUUAUAGCCUGGUCCCAGACCUGUCUGGGUUUAGACUUCUCUGACUAUAGCCUGGUCCCAGACCUGUCUGGGUUUAGACUUCUCUGACUAUAGCCUGGUCCCAGACCUGUCUGGGUUUAGACUUCUCUGAUUAUAGCCUGGUCCCAGACCUGUCUGGGUUUAGACUUCUCUGAUUAUAGCCUGGUCCCAGACCUGUCUGGGUUUAGACUUUUCUGACUAUAGCCUGGUCCCAGACCUGUCUGGGUUUAGACUUCUCUGAUUAUAGCCUGGUCCCAGACCUGUCUGGGUUUAGACUUCUCUGAUUAUAGCCUGGUCCCAGACCUGUCUGGGUUUAGACUUCUCUGAUUAUAGCCUGGUCCCAGACCUGUCUGGGUUUAGACUUCUCUGAUUAUAGCCUGGUCCCAGACCUGUCUGGGUUUAGACUUUUCUGAUUAUAGCCUGGUCCCAGACCUGUCUGGGUUUAGACUUUUCUGACUAUAGCCUGGUCCCAGACCUGUCUGGGUUUUAGACUUUUCUGACUAUAGCCUGGUCCCAGACCUGUCUGGGUUUUAGACUUUUCUGACUAUAGCCUGGUCCCAGACCUGUCUGGGUUUUGGACUUUUCUGACUGUUGUUGUCUAGUUGUCAUGCCAUACAUUUUACAUGUCUUAUACACGGCAGGGCAACAAUACUCAGAGAAGUUGGCUAAAUCUCAUACAGGUCUGGGACCAAGCUAUAGUCAGAGUUCUAAAGCCUAGACAGAUCUGGGACCAGUAUUUAAACACUCUUGGUAUACCUGCCCCUCAGGGUGUUGUUACUUUUCAAAUUUGAGUUAUUAAAACAGCACCAACAUACAAUAGGCUUUUGGGUUCUGAUUGUGUGAUAGGAUAUGUGCUCGCCGUAGUUUCAAAUGAAUGUCUGUUUGUGCGUUUGAUUGUUUUUCUUCUUCUGUUGUAGCUAAUUUGAUUCCCAGUCCUUCCCAGAUUCCCAGUCCUUUCCAAGAUGUUGAAAAGGCAGUGUGACCCUGCCCAUUGAGGCUGAAGUGUCCAAACAUGUUUUUAAAAGGGAAAAGGGCCCUCCUUUGUGGCGGUUUCUUGCUUUAAUGUGAAUUAUGUUUUUAUUAUUUACCACCUUUUUAGUUUCUCCUGCUGGAUCUUAUUUUACAAAUUCAGUUUAGAAUUUUUCUAUAACAUUGUUUGGUGCAUGUGCUGGAAAAUUAAAUAUUUUUUAUUGAAUCUAGUUUACCAUAUUCACAGUGCACAUUCAUGCCUUUGAUCAAUGUUGUGGUGCUUUGUUAAAUGUAUUUAUUUUAUAUUAUUUCACCAAAUGCUGUUUUAUCCCACUUGAAAAAAAUACAUUUUGUUCAGCAGUGACUACUUGCUAUUAAAAACGAGUUGGAGAAGAACA
Molecule: messenger RNA, 3109 nt
Organism: Coregonus clupeaformis (lake whitefish)
Lineage: Eukaryota; Metazoa; Chordata; Actinopteri; Salmoniformes; Salmonidae
Product: spermine synthase
Exons: 11
Coding region: 219-1244 (341 amino acids)
Biological process (GO): spermine biosynthetic process
Molecular function (GO): spermine synthase activity
Source: RefSeq, a predicted model, not a curated record